UUCAGCCCCUCCAUGACAUCCAACAGGACUGACUGCUGCUGUUGCGCACACAGAAAGAGUAGCGAUCGUCAAAUACAUGAUCCGCCUAAUCUCUCCAACCCCUCGGCCUGCCAAAUAAUAUCGCGGUAAAGUGGAACCAACGGCCCUAAAGAAAAGGAACAGUGAUUUCACCGUCAUCUUGUGACUUUAAUUGACUGGGAUUUGUCGAGGAUGAGGUUGAUCCAGAGCCCGCACGCGGAUGGAGAAGAGAAGCACGAGCUGGCUCCUCCUUUCAGAAACCCGUUCGUGCAUGAUUUAAGAUUCACAAUAUUUCAAAAGCUUCAGAUUGGUUUGAUGACUGUAACGCUGUUUCCCAUCCGGCUCUUCGUUGCUGCGUUCAUGAUGCUGUUAGCCUGGCCGUUUGCCUUCAUCGCCACCAUUGGCCGCUCGGAGUCCGCAGUGGAGCCACAGUGCUUAUGGAGAAAGGUAGUGGACCUGGUGUUGAGGACCAUCAUGCGGGUCAUGUGGUUUGCGGGUGGAUUUCACUGGAUCAGCAUUAAAGGCAGACAGGCUCUGCCAGCAGAGGCUCCCAUCCUCACCCUCGCCCCACACUCGUCAUAUUUCGACGCCAUUCCCGUCACCAUGACGAUGGCGUCCAUCGUGAUGAAAGCUGAGAGCAAAGACAUCCCUGUCUGGGGAACUCUAAUCAAAUACAUCCGACCGGUAUUUGUGUCCCGCUCGGAUCAAGACUCCAGAAGAAAGACGGUGGAGGAGAUUAAGAGAAGGGCUCAGUCCGGAGGAGAGUGGCCUCAGAUAAUGAUAUUCCCAGAGGGGACAUGCACAAAUAGAUCCUGUCUGAUCACUUUCAAACCAGGUGCGUUCAUUCCAGCAGUACCAGUACAGCCUGUAGUGAUCCGCUACCCCAACCAACUGGACUCUAUCACCUGGACAUGGCAGGGGCCUGGCGCAUUUAAGAUCCUCUGGUUGACUCUGUGCCAAUUUCACAAUGACUUUGUGAUUGAGUAUCUGCCCAUCUACACGCCCUCAAAGGAGGAGAAAAAGAAUCCUGCGCUCUUCGCCCACAAUGUGCGCUGCCUGAUGGCAAAGGCCCUGCAGGUCCCUGUGACAGACUACUCGUUUGAAGACUGUCAGUUGGCCAUGGCCGAGGGUCAGAUCAGGCUGCCAGUGGACACGUGUUUGCUGGAGUUUGCCAAACUGGUCCGGAGACUAGGGUUCAAACGUGAGAAAUCAACGAAGCUCCUGCAGGAAUAUGGGACGAGAGCUUGUAAGCUCCAGGGGGAACGGUUGAGUCUAGAAGACUUUACCCAGUUCCUGGACCUUCCUGUGUCGGAUGUUCUCAGAGACAUGUUCGCUCUCUUCGAUGAGGAUGAAGAUGGCUCUAUAGACAUCAGAGAAUUUGUGAUCGCCUUCUCUGUGGUGUGCAGGCCAGCGAAAACAAUGGAGACCAUAAAGUUGGCUUUCAAGAUGUUUGAGGCGGAGGAGGACGGGGCGAUCACGGAGAACGAGCUGAUCUGUAUCUUGAGGACAGCUCUGGGGGUGGGAGACCUCAAAGUCGGCCGGCUGUUCAGAGCCAUAGAUGAAGAGGACUCUGGCAAAAUCACCUUUGAGAGCUUUAGGAACUUUGCAGAGCAGUAUCCGGAAUUUGCCGAGGAUUACCUCUACUCUGACAAUGCCGGAUUCGGGGGCGGCUUCUCUUCCCACGCUUCCACUCCCGUGGCCAACGGUUUCUGUGCUGAUUUCACCCCGAGCGACCACCACGCUCCUCAGAAGAAACUCGACUGAGCUCCUUCCGCAACCUCCAGUCGCUCUCCAGAGGAACGGAGGAGAUGCAGUCAGAGUCACAUUAUUGCAAAGUUUACUUCCUGGUAUCCGUAACAUUUUUGUGGUUAUUUUACUCUUCUCCUCAGCAUUUCAGCUGUCUUUUUGGGAUGGGGAAUGUUUAUUUUUUUAAAGAGCGAAUUAAAGGGACUUUUUCAAACGUAAAUACUUGAAGGCCAAGCACUUAUUUAGUUUUGAAUUGAGUGAUACUGACUGUGCAUGUUUUUGAAAUAUGGGGUGACAAAUUCAAGCAAAGGAAAUGUAAUGGAUAAGGAACUUAAACGAUUGGUUUAUUUUGCUGGUUCCCUAUGUCCAUCACUGCCCACAGUUUUUUCAUGCUUUGUGACUGUAGAUGCCUUUAUAAAAUAUAUAAGUAAUUGCAUGGGCUUGAUGCCAGACAACAGUAUUACUCAGUAUUUGACUAAAUGAUCAUUAAGCACCGGUGACAAAUAUCUGAUUCUGCUUGAAUCUGCGUGCAGGAUCAGAUUUGAGGUGCUCAAGGGUCCAAUGAAGUGCUGGUCUUAAUUAAAAUGAGCCAGUUCAAUAUCCUUAAAGUGUUUUUUUGUAUUUAUAUUUUGCGUCACUUAGCUCAGGGGUAAGGGAAAGUGACUAGUUUUGCUGUAGUUUCAUUUUUGUUUUUAUGAGAGGUUUACCAUACCACAACCAAUUAAUUUCAUGAUCAGAUGUCAGUUGACACUCCCUGUAUUUCUUCCCUUUAGGUACUAAGAUAAAGAGUUGCUCAAAUCUUUUUAUAUGGACCAAAUACACAACGACUGUGGCGGAGUUAGUUUUGAGAUUCAGGAACAAUGUUUUUCGCUUUAAGAAAAGGAGUUACAAAAUAGAAUGUUUACCUUUUUAUAAAUACCAUUUUCCUGUAUUUUUCUAUUUUUUACUCACAGUGGCCAACGUUAAACUCAUCAAGUAUAAUCAUUUGGCUUUGAAAUAGAAACCUGUAAAUUCCGUUGUGUGCUUAAACUGCUUCGUGGUUCAGUUUUUGAGAUUCAUUUACAGUUUCUCUCUUUUCCCCUGCAUUUUGCAAAGUCUUCCUUCUUAUGUUUUCUUCGAGGUUUGCGCCUUCAUAGGAAUAAGAAAAGUCCGUUUUUGAACAAGCCUAAGGAAUGUUGAUUUCUAUUAAAUGAACAAAAAUUUAUUCUCUGCCUGCACAGAAAAGCUGCAUGACUUAUCAAUGACUCAGUGUGUAAUUAAAUCAGCCGUUGGAUUAGAGUUUUGAAAAGCAUUAUUGAUGGCUGUUUUUUUUCAACCAAGUAGAUUUUUUCCAGUGCUGUUAUUUCAGUAUAUUUAAUUUACCACUGCAGUUUUGAAAAACUUGUCAGGUUAUUUAGCUAGAAGAUACUGCUAGAAUUUAAACCAACUUUUUUUUAAAGAAUUGUCAUUUAUGGUAAUCAGCCAUCUGAAGUUAGGUUUAAUUCAUUGAUACAUUACAUCAAAACAUCAUAGAAUAUCAGUUCACAUUACAUUCUCGGGUGUCAACAUAUGGGCUAUCAAAUAUCUUUAGAGUGAAAGUGCUGAUCUAAGCUCGGCCUGAAUCUGUAAGACUUUCUGUCAGUAGAAUGUGAAUUUCAUGAUCUUAGAUCUGCACUUAUUAUCGGAGACGUUUGAUACAAACUACUUUUUUAUAGAGAAAAAAAAAGUCCCUUUAAAGGGUUAUUAAGCUUCACUUUUCAUUAUGCACCUAAAUUCCAUUUUACCUUCACAUUUUCGGUAAAGAAAUAUUUUAUCGAUGUCGCCAUCUUUGACUUCAAAUAAAUCUAUAUUUCUGAUCUGUAUUUUGAAUGUUACAAAUGCAGGGCAUUUUGUGAAUUUUGAUAUACAUGAAAGAAAUUUCUUUUCACUGCCAUGAAAGAUCUAUGAUCUAAAGUGUUAUUUAAAUAUUACAAUGGCUGAACUGAUAAACUAGUAUCUUUUGCUCCUCUUUGUACUUUUAUUUUGUUGGUUUUUUUGCUGCUUUUCUUGAUAAUCAUGUAAUUGUUUUAUUCCUCUCAUUUUAGAAAUGCUUCCAAUUUCAUUUUUAUUUCUUGGCAUUAAAUUCAAAUGUCAUUUUUAUGAGGAAAGGGGAAUGUAUUGACAAUCCAUCACAAUCAAUAGUAAAAAUUGAUGUCAUAACUGAAGUAACUAUAUACUCGACUAUCUGCAUUUAUUAAAAUGACAAACAGGAAGUUGUGAGGGACGCUUGAACCUGACGUACAGUCUGUACAGAUGACGGUUCGGCCAACAUGCCACAAGAUGUUUUCAAUCCAGUAGUCGUGGUUUUCCCCGUGUUAUCCCAAUUUGAUGUCUGUUCACUUGUUCUGGCACUUUAGAUUUGUGAGCUUUCUUUUUUUCUGAAUUAUGUGAGACAGUAUGCUGGUUUGCAUGUUAAAAUGUUGUCACUGGUUUGUAUUGCCAUUAUUGUGGCUUUGUAUCGAUACUUACCAUAGUGAGGUUUUAUGGGAUGGAAGAACAGCUGAUAGGGAUUGUGGGUUUGCUCAGGGCUCUUUGAAUCCCUGACUGAUAGACUAAUACACACCAAAUGCUUUCUGCACAUUGAGUGUAAAUACUUAGCAUGUAAAUAGCAUGCAUUUUAUUGGUUGCAGUGUAGUUCUUUUUCUAAACAGGUGCUUUUUGAGAAUGAUAUGAGCAUUGAGCUAAAUGUCAAAAAGCCGUUUUCGCUGUGAAACGCAGCAAGAUUCAUCUUUGUGAGGAAGGCCAGCAUGUCGUUCAUAUUUUAAAUCCAGAUUGAAUUUGAUCAGCAGAUGUUUAAUAAAUGGAACCCUGAGCAGACCCCAGUCAACCUGCUUGAAACAGUGAGUUCAGAUGUAUUUUGAUUUCAAUUUAAUCUACAGUUUAUAACUGUCCUUGUUUAAAACCCUAAUGAAAUAUAUGUUCUACUCUGUUUUGGAAAGGGUUUCUAAACGGUAAAAUCAUAUUUACUGUAUUUGACUUUCCUCUGCCUGUCACGGUGUUCCACACUGAGCUGAAGAAGAAAGACUGAGCUUCUUUUUUCCAAGUGAUGUGUCUUUCUGAUGGCUCUUCGGUCACCCGUUUCGGCUAAUGUAGAUGAUUUAGGUUUGUUUUCUAUUUUACCCUGAGUUUUAUUUUUUAUUGUGUAAAAAGAUGUUUUUACAAGAUACCUGGGCUUGUCUGUUAUGCAAAUGUCAUUCUGACUCUUUAAUUAAUAAAGGGACACUUGACUACA
Molecule: messenger RNA, 5014 nt
Organism: Triplophysa dalaica
Lineage: Eukaryota; Metazoa; Chordata; Actinopteri; Cypriniformes; Nemacheilidae
Product: lysophosphatidylcholine acyltransferase 1
Exons: 14
Coding region: 211-1782 (523 amino acids)
Molecular function (GO): calcium ion binding
Source: RefSeq, a predicted model, not a curated record